GUGGAUUCCAGUAUAAAGUCCUCAGGUAGUACCCGAGUUCUUUCUCCGAAGACGCUCGGGGUCCGGAUCAUGGAACCACAAGCCCUGCUCCUGCUGCUCUCGGGGGCCCUGACUGUGACCGAGACCUGGGCGGGCCCACACACCCUGAGACAUUUCGGCACCUCCGUGUCCCCACACGGGAAGUUCCGGCACAUCGUGGCCAUCUACGUGGACGACACGGAGGUCACAUGGUUCGACAGUGCCGCCCCGAGCCCAAAGGCACAGCCGCGGAUGCCGUGGAAGGAGCAGCGGUGGAUGGAGCAGGAGGACCCAGAUUUUUGGGCGGAGCAGACGCGGAUCUGCAAGGACUGCUCACAGUUUUCCCGAGCAAAACUGAACAAGCUGCGCGCCUACUACAACCACAGCGAGGACGGGUCUCACACCUUCCAGGUUACUUUUGGUUGCGUUGUGGGAUCGGACCUGGGAUUCCUCCGCGCGUACAGUCAAACCGCAUACGAUGGCACCGAAACCUUCGCCAUGAACUUGGACCUGACUUCCACCACUGAAGCCAAUAAGACCACCCAGAUUACCAUACUGACCGAUUUGUUGCAUCAAGAUGUUGUGGAGGAUUGGAGGGACUACCUGGAGAACACUUGUCUGCGCUGGCUCCGCGUGUUCCUGGAGAAGGGGAAGGAGACGCUGCUCCGAGCAGACCCUCCAAAGACACACUUGACCCACCACCCCAUCUCUGACCAUAAGGUCACCCUGAAGUGCUGGGCCCUGGGCUUCUACCCUUCGGACAUCACCCUGACCUGGCAGCGUGAAGGGGAGGACCUGACCCAGGACAUGGAGCUUGUGGACACCAGACCUGCAGGGGAUGGGACCUUCCAGAAGUGGGCAGCUGUGGACAUGCCCCCUGGAGAGGAGCAGAGAUACACGUGCCAUGUGCAGCACCAGGGGCUGCCUGAGCCCCUGACCCUGAGAUGGGAACCCCCUCCUCAGACCACCAUCGCCAUCGUGGGCAUCGCUGCUGCCCUGGGUCUCCUUGGAGCUGUGGUCACUGGAGCUGUGCUGUGGAGGAGGAAGUGCUCAGGCACAGAGAGGGAGAACUAUGCUCAGGCUGCCUUGUGACAGAACUGCCUUGUAGGGGACUUGGUGCUGAAACAGUCAUUGCAGCCUCCCCUUGGGACUUUAAGGAUCCUUGUCUGCUGUUUCUGCAACUGCAUCAGAAUGUGCCUUCAUCCUUAUCAGCUUGAUUGGAGGAGCUGGUCACAUGACCACCCUCCCCAAAAGGAAAGGGUGACCUGUGUCCUCUUCCCUGGGGACUGACCUGUGCUAGCAGUGUUGGGGUUUUGCCAACCCAUCCUGGUCUUUCCUCAGCUGGGUCUCCUUGUUCCUUUGUUUUUGUUGCUUCAGGAGAACCUUGUCCCACCAGGACCUGGGAUCCCAGGGAUGUCAGCGUCACCUGGGCCUUGUCAUAGCUCCAGGUCUGUGCUCAGUGAGGGCUUGCUGGGUCUGGCCUUCAGUGCCUGUGUUGGGUGCUUGUUGUUUCUUUGUUUUUGUAGAUACUGUGCCUAUUUUUGUUUUCUUAAUUAACUUAUUAGGGUUUGUUUGUGUUUUUUACUAAGCGUAUUGGGCUGGCAUUGGUUAAUGGGAUCAUGUAGGUUUCCCUUGUAUAUUUAUUUCUACGAUAUUGUACAAUGAGGGAUCACUCAACCAGUGGUUUUUGAGUCCUGGGUAAAUGACCUUCCAUUUUUACAUUGGAAAUCCAGAAAUUCCUUGGAGAUAUUUUGGUUUUGUGUCCAGAUGAACUCAGUAAAGCAACUAUCACAAUAAAGUAAGUCACACAAACGUUUUGGUUUCCCUGAGCUAAUCAUGUUAGGCUUAUGGUAUAUGUAGUCUACUAAAUCUAUUAAAUUGUCUAAGUCUAUUAAAUUGUACUAUGUCUAAAAACUAAUGUAUAUGCCUUUAUUAAAAUAUACUUUGUUAAUAAAAAUG
Phyllostomus hastatus (greater spear-nosed bat) is the source of this 1977-nucleotide messenger RNA. RefSeq names its product patr class I histocompatibility antigen, A-2 alpha chain-like. The transcript has 7 exons. Gene Ontology annotation, cellular component: external side of plasma membrane. NCBI's taxonomy places the organism in Eukaryota, Metazoa, Chordata, Mammalia, Chiroptera, Phyllostomidae. The coding region runs from base 70 to 1110 and encodes 346 amino acids. The record is from RefSeq and is a predicted model, not a curated record. Gene Ontology annotation, biological process: antigen processing and presentation of endogenous peptide antigen via MHC class I via ER pathway, TAP-independent; antigen processing and presentation of endogenous peptide antigen via MHC class Ib; positive regulation of T cell mediated cytotoxicity. Gene Ontology annotation, molecular function: signaling receptor binding; peptide antigen binding.